Molecule: messenger RNA, 753 nt
Organism: Seminavis robusta
Lineage: Eukaryota; Bacillariophyta; Bacillariophyceae; Naviculales; Naviculaceae
Source: the annotation of a GenBank genome assembly
AUGAUGCUUUGCCGAGGAGAUUCGCUCCACCAGCUCCUGAUUGUCGUCCUGAUUGGAACGAUGCUUCAAUCAGCUGAAGCAAUGGCAUCUCGAAUGAACCCCAACAACAGAUUGUUGCCGCCACAGCAACAACAGCAUAUGACCACCUUGUCCCCGUCCCAGCCUCGCAACCCAACUUUCAUUACGAGCCGACAACUCGCUCCACAAUCUGCCCAGCACAACGAGAAAGUCAGCAGCGCACGGAAAUCUCCUCUAUUUAGUGCCAACCCUGCUGCUGCUGUCACAACCGCGGCGGCCACAAUCCCCGCGACCAGCGUAGCGAUCCCAUUGAAGAAACGACUUUUGUCCAUUCGAGGCGGGGCUGCUACUGCCGGGUUUGCUGUCAAGGGUUUUAUCCAGAGCAUCCUCGAUGAUGUAGCAGCUUCCAAAACCAAGAGUUGGAUUGUUUUGGUGUGCGCCAUUCUUUUGGAGACAUGUGCUUCCACCCUGUCCAAGAGAGCAAGAGACACCGCAAAUGUUGGGCUUUUUGGCAUUUCUGUAUGCUUGAAUCUGAUCAGUCUGUGUGGCUUUUGCACAUGUUUGGCCAAAUUGGAUGUUGGUGUUGCUUAUGCCGUCUGGGCAGCGCUAGGAACGGUGAUUGUUACCACUGCUGGAAUCUUCUUUUUCAAUGAAGCCAUGGAUCCCAUCAAGUUGGUGAGCCUUCUGCUCGUCAUUGUUGGUGUAGUUGGUCUCAACUUGAGCGAUGGUCACUAG